UGACUUUCUAAUAAGCCAUCAACUCUGCAGCUGUGUUAAGAGGUUAAGGGGUAAUGGAUCUAACUACCUUAGGAGUCAUAUUUUACCGUUACAAAUAUAAGCCAUGCAUUCCCUACUGUCUAAAACAAGAAUAUAUGUGUGUCUGUCGCCUUGUUCCCUGUCACCAUCAGUCAUCACAGGAGAUCUCUUCUGAAGAUGUUUCCACAAUCAGGGAAAUCGAUUGUCUUUGACAACUUUCCAGAUCCCACUGACACCUGGGAAAUCAUUGAGACAAUCGGGAAAGGGACCUACGGAAAAGUCUACAAGGUGCUUAACAAAACUGAUGGAAGUAAAGCAGCAGUGAAGAUACUGGAUCCCAUUCAUGAUAUUGAUGAAGAGAUCGAAGCAGAGUACAACAUCCUUAAAGCUCUGUCUGACCACUCCAAUGUUGUCAAGUUCUAUGGGAUGUACUACAAGAAGGAUAUAAAAUGUGGGGAUCAGCUGUGGCUUGUACUGGAGCUUUGCAAUGGUGGCUCGGUGACAGAUCUGGCCAAAGGCAUGCUGAGGAGAGGAGACAGAAUGGAUGAAGCCAUUAUUGCCUACAUCUUGCAUGAGGCCCUCAUGGGCCUCCAACAUCUGCACAUCAACAAGACCAUCCACCGUGACGUCAAAGGCAAUAACAUCCUGUUGACGACGCAAGGAGGGAUCAAACUUGUGGAUUUUGGUGUCUCAGCUCAGCUGACAAAUACCCGUCUGAGGAGGAACACCUCUGUUGGAACUCCCUUCUGGAUGGCUCCUGAGGUAAUAGCAUGUGAACAGCAGCUGGAUUCAACCUAUGAUGCUCGCUGUGAUGUUUGGUCCCUGGGCAUCACUGCCAUAGAGCUGGGAGACGGAGACCCACCCCUCUCUGACCUCCACCCAAUGAGAGCCCUUUUCAAAAUACCCAGAAAUCCUCCACCCACUCUCCACCAGCCGGAGCUCUGGUCAGACGACUUUAAUGACUUCAUCUGCAAAUGUCUAAUUAAGGACUUUGAGCUGAGACCAAAUGUGCUAGACUUACUCCAGCAUGUGUUCAUCAAACAGAUUGUUGGCAAAGAGAAAAUAUUGCAGAAACAACUGAUUGAACUCAUUGAUCUAAACCAACAAAUAGGAGUCACUGAAAAAACAAGCCAUCAUGGAAAGACAGACAGAAGCACAGACAGUAAUGACAGGCAUGAACGUAUCCACACCAAAAAAGGAAGCCACAUGAAGACACAGAGUGACGUAGAUGAGGUGGACGACCUCGCCACCCUGGAGUAUCUAGACGAGAACACAGUCACAGAGCAGCUUCAGAGUCGCUAUGGAAGAGAUCAGAUUUACACAUAUGUGGGAGACAUCCUCAUCGCAGUCAAUCCUUUCCAUAAGAUGGAGAUAUACACCCCUGAGUACACUAAGAUGUACAUAGGGGCUAAGCGUACAGCAAACCCACCACACAUCUUUGCUGUGGCUGAUAUCGCCUACCAGUCCAUGGUGUCAUACAAUGCAGACCAGUGUAUUGUGAUCAGUGGAGAGAGUGGAGCAGGGAAAACAGAGAGUGCUCAUCUGUUGGUGCAGCAGCUGACUGUUCUUGGGAAGGCAAAUAAUCGGACGCUCCAGGAGAAGAUCCUGCUGGUCAACAGCCUGGUGGAGGCUUUUGGAAAUGCCUGCACAGUCAUCAAUGACAACUCCAGCCGCUUUGGCAAGUACCUGGAGAUGAAGUUCACCUGCGGGGGAACAGUGGUGGGAGCGCAGAUAUCUGAGUAUCUGCUGGAGAAAUCCAGAGUCAUCCACCAGGCCGUAGGGGAGAGGAACUUCCACAUCUUCUACUACAUCUACGCCGGCCUUGCUGACAGGAAGAAACUAGCCCACUACAAGCUCUCCGACAGCAAAACACCUAAGUACCUGUGUAACGAACACAUUAAAUUAGGGCCUGACAUAGUGAGCAACACCUUCUACAAGGAACAGUUUGAUGCAGUGGAGCAGUGUUUCAAGGUCAUUGGAUUCACCCUGGAGGAGCUGGGCAGUGUUUACAGCACUCUGGCGGCCAUCCUCAACUCUGGAGAUAUCGAGUUCUCUGCGGUUGCCUCGGAGCAUCAAACAGACAAGAGCGGCAUCUCCAACAUUUCUGUCCUAGAGAAUGUGGCCUCGCUGCUGUGUAUCCGCUCAGACGAGCUCCAGGAAGCCCUGACCUCCCACUGUGUGGUGGCCCGGGGAGAGACGAUCGUCAGGCCCAACACAGUGGAAAAAGCAGUGGAGGUGAGGGACGCCAUGGGCAAGGCUCUCUACGGCCGCCUCUUCAGCUGGAUUGUCAACCGCAUCAACUCACUGCUGCGGCCCGACAGCCACCUAGGAGAGGAUGACAAGGGCCUGAACAUUGGCAUCUUGGACAUCUUCGGCUUCGAGAACUUCAAGAAGAACUCUUUCGAGCAGCUCUGCAUCAACAUCGCCAACGAGCAGAUCCAGUUUUACUUCAACCAGCACAUAUUCGCUUGGGAGCAGGAUGAGUACCUGAAUGAGGAGGUGGAUGCUCGGAUGAUUGAGUAUGAGGACAACCGGCCCCUCCUGGAUCUGUUCCUGCAGAAGCCCAUGGGGAUGCUCUCACUACUGGAUGAGGAGAGUCGCUUCCCGCAGGGCACUGACCAGACCCUCGUAGAGAAAUUUGAGGAUAAUCUCAAGACCAAAAGCUUCUGGAGACCAAAGAGGGUUGACCUUGGUUUUGGCAUUCACCACUAUGCUGGAAAGGUGAUGUACAAUGCUGCAGGGUUCUUGGCCAAGAACAGAGACAUGCUCCCGGCCGACAUCGUCCUGCUGCUGAGGUCGUCGGAGAACGAGCUUGUUCGUAAACUUGUCACCCAUCCCCUCACCAAAACAGGCAACCUUGCGCACACCAAGGGUAAAGGCAUAAACACAAUGCGCAGCCCGCGGACGCCGACACGCACCAUCACCUUCGCCAAGAUGGGAGUGUUAACCUUAUACAGUUCUUUUUCUUUCAGUGAGCCGAGUGAACAAGGAGACACACCUUACCACCCGAGAGAAACCACCAACAUGAGAACACAGACAGUGGCCUCCUACUUCAGAUACUCUUUGAUGGACCUGCUGUCCAAGAUGGUGGCAGGGCAACCUCACUUCGUACGCUGCAUCAAACCCAACAACGAUCGCCAAGCCAACAAGUUUGACCGGGAGAAGGUCCUGGUUCAGCUGCGCUACACCGGGGUUCUGGAGACCGCCAAGAUCAGAAGGCAGGGUUACUCUCACCGCAUCCUGUUUGCCAACUUCAUAAAGAGGUACUACAUCUUGGCUUUCCAUGCUCAUGAGGAGCCAGCUGUGACUCAAGAAACAUGUGCUGCAAUACUGGAGAAGGCCAAGCUGGAGAACUGGGCAAUGGGGAAGACCAAGGUUUUCCUUAAAUACUACCACGUUGAACAUCUGAAUCUGAUGGUGCAGCAGGCCACACAGCGAAUCAUUCUGCUCCAGGCUUACGUUCGAGGCUGGCUGGGAGCCAAGCGGUACCAGCGGAUAUUAAAAGAGCGAGAACAGAGUGCUCUGGUGCUGCAGUCGGCUUACAGAGGUCAUAAAGUUCGGAAGAGGGUCGCCAGUGACAAAAGCAAAGCAAAGUUGGAGGCCUUCAUUGUCCAGUUUCAGGCUGUUUGCAGGGGCUAUCUAGCAAAAAAGAAAUACAAGGAGAUGGUGGAUGAAAAGAACAAGGCUGCAACCAAGAUUCAGGCUCGCUACAGAGGGCAUAAGGAAAGGAAAAGCUUUAAAAGAAAGCGUGAGGAAAAAGAGAAAGAGAAAGCAGAGAAGGCCCUUAAAGAAAAACCAGAGAAAAGCACCAAUGACGAGAAUGUCUCCACUCCAGACAAUGAGGCAAAGAACGAGGAGGAGGAAACUAAAGCUGCCGUGGUUCUUCAGAGCAACUACAGGGGCUACAAAGAGAGGAAAAAGUUUAAGGAGAGAAAAAAGACAAUGGCUGGGGCUGAGCUAGAGAUACCGCCAGACACAGUGGCUGAAGAAGAACAGGAAAAAGUUGGGGAAGAGUCUACAAACAAAGGAGAAGAAGAACGAGACAAGGCAGCAGAUAAACAAGAGGAGAAUGAAGAGGAUGAAGAAAGUACUUAUGAAGCAGAGGAUAAUGAUGACAGCGAUCAUACACAGGUGCCAGAAGAUGAUGAACAUACGGAAGUGGCAGACGAAGUGGUGAUUGCUGACACACCAGCAGCUGGAAAAGAAGGACAGGAAGAGGAUAAGAAGGGGGAGGAUGGACAGGAAAAUGUUGCAGGUGAAGAGGCUGCCAACUUAGAGGAGGAAACCAAGGCUGCCACUGUUCUUCAGAGUAACUUCAGAGGUCACAAAGAGAGGAAGAGGUUGCAAGAAGAAGGCAAAAUCCCAGCUAAGAAACAGAGAGAAAAAAGCCCAACUAGUGAAGAAGAAGUGCCUCCAGCGAGCAGCCCUACAGCUGAGGAAGAAGUUUCAACACCGGCAGAGGAAACCAGCAGUGAAGAAAAAGGAAAAGAAGAAAAUGAGGAAUCAACAGAAACCCAAGAAGAAGCAGAAGCUUCCUCAAGUAAUGUCAAGACAGAGGAUCUAGAUGAGACCAAAGCAGCUGUGGUACUUCAGAGUAACUUCCGUGGCCACAAAGAGCGCAAACGACUCGAGGAGGAAGGAAAGAUCCCUAAGAAAAGGAAGAGAGGAGAGGGGGUUACACCGGAGCCUCCAAAGGAAGAAGAAGAGGGGAUGCCUACAGAAGAUUCAGUGCCUGAAUCCCAGCAGGAUGCAUCUGCUGAGAACCUGGAUGGACUGGACGAGGAAAAAGCUGCUACUGUCCUCCAAAGUAACUUCAGAGGCCAUCGGGACCGAAAGAAACUGAAAGCAGAGAGAGAAGCACAGCAGAAAGUGAAGGAGGAAGCUGCCAAUGAUGCAGAAGAGGAAAGUAAAGAGAAGGAGAAAGAGGAGGAGGUCCUGGAUGUUACUGAUGUAGUGAUUGAACAUAAAGAAGAGGCUGAUGCAGAAAAAGAAAGGCUGGAGGAAGAACAGGCUGCAGUGAAGAUCCAGAGUAACUUCAGAGGGUACAAGGACAGGAAGAACCUGAAGGCCAACAAGCAAACAGCAGAGAAAGAAGCUGAGCAACUACAGACCUUCUCAAAACAGAUCGCAAAAACGUCUCAGGAAUUUGUCGCCCUGCAGCAGAAGCUGAACGAGAUCAUCCAGGCCCAUCAAUCAAACCCAGAAAGCAAUGGCAUGUUGUUUGUGAGAGGAAAAGCAAUCAAUGGCUACGCUCCCAAGAAUCACCAAUCAACUGACAAGAGAUUGUCGAGGACCCCCCGCAGGACCCAGCAGCCAAAGACCCUGAACACACCAGAGGACUCUACCUAUUACAACCUGAUCCAUCGGUCCGUCCAGGAUGAUAAACGCAAGCCCAGGAAACAGGAUCCAGGGAAGCUGCUGGACGUAGACGACCAGUACUACAGGGGCCUGUCCACCAGCAGGUCCGAACCCUCCAUCUCCACAGAGGAAACAUCACCUGACAGGAUGCCUGAGAGGAGACGGUCUUUAGAGAGGAGACGGUCCACGGACAGGAGGCAGCCUGAAGAACAGACACCAGCUGCUGCCAGUAGACAGACCAGAGAGAGGGCUGUCACUGACCCAGAGCCUCCCAAACCUGCCACAGACAACAGGAACUCAGUUCCCAGGAUGCCCUCCACCGAGAGUCAGACUGAGGAGAACCCGUAUGACUACAGACAUCUGCUGAGGAAGACCUCGCAGAGACGAAGGCUCAUCAAACAGUACUGAACACGUGAAUUUUUUUUAACCAUUUAGCACAUAAACCAUAAAAAUCUGAAGCAUCACAUGCAUUUUGGCAGUUUUUGAUUCAUCAGAGCUUCUUUAAAAACCCACCAAACUGGUUAGUUAAGGAAAAAUACUGUAAGUCUAAUUUAAUGCAGCAUAGGAUGAAGGUAAAUGUAAAUAAUAAAAUGCUCUGCCCUUUAAACUUACUGUAAAUUAAGGUUUUAUUUAUGUAAUUUGUAAACUAGACAUCACUAUUUUUGCUUAUUUUGCUUAUCAAUUUCCUUUCAAAACACUUAUUUUGGCUUGCCAGGUUGUCCAUAUCCAUUUAAACAUCAGAUAUCAUUUUAUAAUGUCUACAGAUCAUGUAAAUAUACAGGUCAUGCUCUUAAAUUUAACAACUCUGCAUUUCAAUCCCAGUUUUGAUGAACAUAUCUUGGGAAAAUCAGCUUCAGUGGUGUCAUGUUGUGAGAAAUGUGCACUCUUUUCUCUGCUGGAAUCAUCUGGUUUGUUCAUUAAAAGAUAAAAUAUCACCAGAUUCCUUGUUAUGUUUCAUUUAUCUUACAUUUAAGAACAUCUGCCUCCAUUAUUUUAAACUGUAGUGCC
Lates calcarifer (barramundi perch) is the source of this 6384-nucleotide messenger RNA. It is a transcript of the gene myo3a, whose product is annotated as myosin IIIA. Gene Ontology annotation, molecular function: protein binding; ATP binding; protein kinase activity. Gene Ontology annotation, cellular component: myosin complex. The record is from RefSeq and is a predicted model, not a curated record. The transcript is spliced from 38 exons. NCBI's taxonomy places the organism in Eukaryota, Metazoa, Chordata, Actinopteri, Centropomidae. The coding region runs from base 196 to 5784 and encodes 1862 amino acids. Gene Ontology annotation, biological process: protein phosphorylation.